Messenger RNA from Coccinella septempunctata (seven-spotted ladybird), 1446 nucleotides. It is a transcript of the gene Aatf, whose product is annotated as protein AATF. The record is from RefSeq and is a predicted model, not a curated record. Gene Ontology annotation, cellular component: nucleolus; nucleus. Gene Ontology annotation, biological process: regulation of transcription by RNA polymerase II. Bases 60 to 1433 code for a protein of 457 amino acids. The transcript has 2 exons. Lineage: Eukaryota; Metazoa; Arthropoda; Insecta; Coleoptera; Coccinellidae.
GGGGUAAAUUAACCUUUUCUUUAAGUUAAAUACCAAAAAGUUAAUUGUUAUAAGUUACAAUGAAAAAACCAAAAUCCUUAUCUGCAAAUAUUGCAAGUCUUUUGAAUUCUGUACCUCAGGAAUUUGAUGAAGAUGAUGAGUUAGACGAUACAACUGCAAAAGUCUUAACCGCAGAUAGUGAAGAUAGUGAUCAGGACGAGAUACAUGAACGAAGCAAAAUUAGGGCACAAAACGUUGAUCUUUUAGAAACAGCAGAUGAAAAAUAUGCAGGAGAAAUAAGCACUCGAAAGCAUUUAAGAGAUUCAGAUUCUGACGAUGAGCUGGAAGAGGUGACUGAGGAAGUCGAUCACAGUGGCAGUGAAGAAAAUAUAUGUGAAGAGGAAGAUUCAGAUGGAGAUAAUUUGGAUGAGGAAAGUUGCGAUGAAAGUGAAAUCGAAGAAGGAAGUGAUAUUUCGAAUGCCUCUGGUGCAAGUAGUGGUGAAGAUGAUGAUAAUUUCAAACAUUUCACGGAGUCAUCUUCAAAAUAUGAAGACAAUAAAGGACAGAGUGUUAGAAAUCAAUUGAGUAUUUGGGAAAGUUUACUAGAGAUACGUAUCAAAUCAAAAAAGGCUUUAUCAGCAAGCAAUAAAAUGCCUGUUGGAGAAAAAUUCAAAGAAAUUUUCAAUAAAUCAAAUGAAGAAAACAUGAUCAAAUUGUCACAAACAAAGAAAAGUGUGAUGAAUCUUUUAGAAAAAAUGACGAAUCUUCAAACUUUAUUGUUGAGUAAAUAUCCUGAAACAAUGAAGUUAUUAUCAAAAAAACAUGAAAAAAAGGAGAAUGAAGACGAUGAAGAAAUUUCAAGUGAGGUAGACUCUGAAGACGAACCUGAAAUUAAGCGUGCUAGAAUUCAAGAUUAUGGUAAAGGUUUAUCAGAAUCUCAUGAAGUUUAUAGGAUAUACCGAAAUAAAAUUAUUGAAAAAUGGUAUGAUAAGACUAGGAUUAAACAUACGGAAUCCAAUUCACAUACAAUUGUGGAUCAGAUUGAUCAUAUUUUAAUGGAUAAAUCAAAAUUAUUGAAAAAAACUCAGUUGAAAAGAUCAGAUUUUCGAAUAAUUGGUGAAACUGAAAAAGAAGAAGAAGAACAAUAUAAUGUGAAUAUUUAUGAUGAUGAGGAUUUCUACCACCAACAGUUAAGAGAACUUGUGGAAUUUAAGACAUCAGACAUAACUGACCCAUUACAGUUGAGUGCCAGAUGGGUUGCAUUACAAAACGUGAGAAGUAAAAUGAAAAGGAAAAUUGAUACCAGAGCAACAAAGGGACGUAAACUAAGAUUUGGUGCGCAUUCCAAAAUGGUGAACCUUGGUCCAACUCAAGAUAUAAGUUUUACUACAGAAGAUGCUAAAAGAGAGAUAUACAGAUCAAUAUUCCAAAAACCCACUUCAAAUCAUAAAUAAAUUUUUAUUUAUA